ACUUUUCACACACUAGUUUUUAAAUAGAAAAGGAAAAAAGAAAACCGAAAUUCGUCUGAAGAACGUUUGAUCACCUUUUUGUCGUUGAAUUGAAGGAACAAUGGCAUCUUCCCAACAACAACCAAAGCCUUCAAAUAGCAAUCCAAUUGGACAUGAUAACGAUAUCCAAUCCAUCAUGGAAUACAGAAUGCAACAAAUGCACCUUGGAAAUGAAGGCAAACCUAAAGAGUAUCAUCAGCUAGACCGACCACCCGGUGCCAUUGAGACGUUAAUACGUGACGCACAUAUGUGUGGGCCAACAAAGACGACGAACUCGACGGCGGCGGCGGCAACGACGAUGAUGCCACCACCAACAAAACAACAACAAGUACCAAAUGAAUCAUACAAAAUCUACGAGCGAAACAAUAUAAUUGCUGCAUCCAAGUACGCCACACCGAGGUCCAUAGAGCAGCUUGCCUUGAACAAUGAGAAUCAUUACGAGCUCAAGCAGCAUCAGCACCAGCAACAACAGCAACAUCAACAACACUCACCUGUUUAUGAAAAUUUGGACUUUUAUUCGGGGGCACAGUUCGAUUCUAGCAACACCAGAGCACAACCACAAUCACCACAAAACAACUAUGGCAUGAACAGCCACAGCAACCGGGUGCAAUAUUUGCCUAUGCAGGGAGCAAUAAACUCAAGAUAUGCUCACACACCGAUUCCUGACGUUGAUCCAACUCCAAUCUACGAAAAUGUCAUACCCCAUUCUGGUCAAAGGGCACAACCUCAAGCAUCCCCAGCUACUGCAACUAUUUACCAAUUGGUUGAAAUGCAGCAACAACAUUCACCUCAUCACUCACUCGAUUCGCCCAAUGCCCUACUCAGUCAGUGUAGCAGCAGUGAAGGUGGGGGUGGUGCAAGUUCAUUGGCCGGUCCUCAACAUCGACGUAGUAUUUCGAAUACUUCAUUGAAAACAAACGCAGCCACUGUGAAUGCCUCGCCGAAUCAACGCUAUCGCAAUCUUUCGCUACCAAGUCAUCUAAUGUCGCCCAAUCAAACGCAACAAAACAAUAAAGUUCCUGAUUAUAGGGCCCAGAAUAUUAAAUUGAAUCAAAUUCCUCAGUCACCAAUGCAUCACAUUCCAAAUAGAUUAAUUUCAUCGCCCAAACCAUUAGCACCAGGUCAAAUGGGAAUCAAUAUUUCUUUGAAUCCAAACUACAUUGAGGACAUAAACAGUUCGGAUUAUGUCUGCAUGACUGCUAACUUAAAUAGAAAACCUCCCCCACCAGCUCCACAAAUUGAAAAAUCAUCAAAUACCAUUCAACCAAAGGAUACUAAACAACAACAACAACAACAACAUCAACAGCAGCAACAACAACUACCACAUCAACAACAAACCGCAAUGGCAAUGGCAAUGGGCGUUGGUGUUGGUGUGGGUGUGGGUGGAGUUGUGGAACGAGCAAAUAGUGCAGCUGGAAUGAGGUCACCAUCUUUGCCACCAACAGCUACCUCUCCCACACCUUCACAAGGAAGCACAGGGCUAUCAAAGAACCUAUUGCCGUAUAGUGUAACACCGCCACGCCCUGCUGGCCCAACUGAAGCUCAAAGAAAAAUCGAAGAAUUAACACGUCAACUUGAGGAGGAAAUUGAAUUGAGUGAGGAGCAUGGAGAGUAUUUUGGAAUUUGCCAUACUUGUGGCGAUAAAGUUAAAGGUGCAGGCCAGGCAUGUCAGGCAAUGGGAAAUUUAUACCAUACUAAUUGUUUUAUUUGUUGCUCCUGUGGUCGGGCUUUGCGUGGAAAGGCGUUUUACAAUGUCCACGGAAGGGUCUAUUGUGAAGAAGAUUAUAUGAAUUGUCUUGACUUUCAGUACUCAGGCUUUCAACAAACUGCAGAAAAGUGUGCAAUAUGCGGUCAUCUUAUCAUGGAAAUGAUACUUCAAGCUAUGGGAAAAUCCUAUCAUCCUGGAUGUUUCCGUUGUUGUAUUUGCAACGAAUGCUUGGACGGGGUUCCGUUUACAGUUGAUGUAGACCACAAGAUCUAUUGUGUUAAUGAUUAUCAUAGAAUGUUUGCUCCCAAGUGUGCUAGCUGUGGAAAGGGUAUCACACCUGUUGAAGGAACUGAUGAAACAGUUCGUGUUGUUUCCAUGGACAAAGACUUCCACGUUGAUUGUUAUAUAUGCGAAGAAUGUGGAAUGCAAUUGACUGAUGAACCCGAUAAGCGGUGUUAUCCGCUGGACGGAAGAUUACUUUGCCGAGCAUGUCAUCUUCAAAGAUUGGCCUUGCAAGCAUCGCCUCAUGCCAGGCACACAGAACCGGUGUGUGCUUCCUAUCAGUAUAUGGGUUAAGAUAAAUAGAAGAAUCGAAGAAUCAAAAAACUUCGUGUACUUAUAAAUGUAUUUCAGAAGCCAAUGCGACAAAAACAAAAACUAAAAGGCUUAAAGUUUUAUGGUUUAUUUAUUUAUACUUUUAGUUUUGUAAGUUUUAAUUUUUUAUUUUUUGUUGUAAUUAUGAAAAAAGACAGAUAAAAUUAAGAAUACAAAUGUGUACUUUUGUUAAGCUUUAACUGGUGUCGUUUAAAGACCUACUGCAUUUAAACUAAAAAUAUGAAUGAAAUAUUUUAACAUUUAUAGUACGUAUAUUGAUUGAAUUUGAAAAGAUGAAACAAAUUCUAGACUUUUAUAAACAAAUGAAAAAAUACGCGCACAUUCAUAGCUUUUAAACAUGAAACUUAGAUAUUUAUCAAGUAAAUUUUAGGAACAUUUAUACAAUACUUACAUAUAUAUAUAUAUUAUUUAUAUUUAAACAAAAAAGUAGAAAUUUAUACUUUUUACAAUUAAAUAUUAAAAUCGUAUUCAAAAUAAUAAUUAUUCACUUAUAUGUAACUUAACUCCGUGAAUGCAUAUACAAAAAUAGAAUUUAUCAAGUUCCCUUUAAAUGAUUAUAUAUACGAAUACGAGUACAUAAAUGUAACUCAUGAAAAUUGUGAGCAGUUGCUCUGAAAUAAGGACGUUCCAAUUAUAUUUAAAUGGGUCAACUAAAUACAUACAUAUAUAUACUGAA
Molecule: messenger RNA, 3038 nt
Organism: Eupeodes corollae
Lineage: Eukaryota; Metazoa; Arthropoda; Insecta; Diptera; Syrphidae
Gene: jub
Product: LIM domain-containing protein jub
Exons: 8
Coding region: 101-2323 (740 amino acids)
Biological process (GO): cytoskeleton organization; response to hypoxia; regulation of DNA-templated transcription
Cellular component (GO): P-body; adherens junction; transcription regulator complex
Molecular function (GO): transcription corepressor activity
Source: RefSeq, a predicted model, not a curated record